Molecule: messenger RNA, 858 nt
Organism: Closterium sp. Yama58-4
Lineage: Eukaryota; Viridiplantae; Streptophyta; Zygnematophyceae; Desmidiales; Closteriaceae
Source: the annotation of a GenBank genome assembly
AUGGACCUUUCAACAAGGUGCAUUAAGGCAGUGGUAUGCACCGGGCUAUCGCACGAGCAGCGGUCAGUUAUCGACAACCGCUCAAGAAUUGCGUGGACCUUCAACAAGGUGCACACGGGCAGUGGUAUGAAGCACAGGGCUAUCGCACAAGCGGCGAUAGGUUAUCGACAACUGUGUCUCCAGAGACGGACGUUGCAGCGGCCAGGUGUUUGGUGUGCAAGACAUGGUGAAACCAUUGUUGUAUGGUAUUGGAUUGGGCUCAAGUCUUGCGUGGACCUUCAACAAGGUGCACAAGGGCAGUGGUAUGAAGCACAGGGCUAUCGCACAAGCGGCGAUAGGUUAUCGACAACUGUGUUGCAGCGGCCAGGUGUUUGGUGUGCAAGACAUGGUGAAACCGUUGUUGUAUGGUAUUGGAUUGGGCUCAAGUCUUGCGUGGACCUUCAACAAGGCGCACAAGGGCAGUGGUAUGAAGCACAGGGCUAUCGCACAAGCGGCGAUAGGUUAUCGACAACUGUGUUGCAGCGGCCAAGUGUUUGGUGUGCAAGACAUGGUGAAACCGUUGUUGUAUGGUAUUGGAUUGGGCUCAAGUCUUGCGUGGACCUUCAACAAGGCGCACAAGGGCAGUGGUAUGAAGCACAGGGCUAUCGCACAAGCGGCGAUAGUCUUGCGUGGACCUUCAACAAGGUGCACAAGGGCAGUGGUAUGAAGCACAGGGCUAUUGCACAAGCGGCGAUAGGUUAUCGACAACCGUAUCUCCACAGGUGGACGAUGCAGCGACCAGGUGUUUGGCUUGCAAGACAUGGUGACACCGUUGUUGUAUGGUACAAGAUUGGGCUCAAAUGUUGCGUGGACCUCUAA